GUGAACACACGUUCAACGAACUAGCUUCAACACUAAUACAACCUGUCCUGUGGCUGUCCAAUAGGACACUGCAUUAUAUUAUGAGUAGAUAGCUCACUCUUUCUACGUAGGAAAAUUUAAUUCCUCCACGAGCGCAUGCUAAGUAGAUUGGGAAUCGUUUUGGGUAGCUGUAUGUUACUCGCAAACAAAGAAACAUUAAACGAUAUUUUAUGUUAUAAUUAGUACGAAAAAUAUUCGUGAAGGUUAAGCCUGUUCCCGCCUAAACGAGACGCGGUACUUCCGUUUAAAUAUGGCUAUUCGUUUACACAUGAAGCAUGAUUUAUCCAAAGAGAAAGAAAGUGUAUUACAUUUAAUGCCAUGUAAAAUCCGUGGUAACGAGCCCGCGAAGGUUUCCGACUUCUUCACACCUUACAUUCGUAAAAUCGAUGAUGAACAUUAUACGUCUUCAUUCCGUGGGCACCUCAUUCAAGGUAAAAAGAUAACUCCACCUUCCGGAUACAAAGGGCUUAUAUUCCGCGAACGUCAGAAGCCAGACAAUGAAAAUAUGGAGCGGAAUUUUUACGCUACGAGUACAUUCUCCGAAUUUACUUAUUGGAAUUAUGAUAAAUUACCAUCGAAAAAUGACGCCGUGGUACCUGCCAUAGAUUGGAUUGAUAUUGCUGAAGCGCUACAUUCUACAGAAUAAUCAUAAUUAAAAUGAAGUGUACCUUAACAACAGACAGAAUACUAUAUUUUUAAUGAAUUAUUAAACAUUGUUAUAUUUUAAUAUGAAGAUUAAAAUAAAUGGGUGUUUCGUAUA
Ceratina calcarata is the source of this 799-nucleotide messenger RNA. RefSeq names its product ribonuclease H2 subunit C. Gene Ontology annotation, cellular component: ribonuclease H2 complex. Lineage: Eukaryota; Metazoa; Arthropoda; Insecta; Hymenoptera; Apidae. The record is from RefSeq and is a predicted model, not a curated record. Bases 290 to 685 code for a protein of 131 amino acids. The transcript has 3 exons. Gene Ontology annotation, biological process: RNA catabolic process.